CUGGUGCGCACACUUGGGGCUGCACAACCAUGGUUUUGACUGCCUGGCUCUCCGGCAUCCUGGCCCUGUUGAUGGCAGGCCUAAUCCAAAGCACCACAGGCUCCCAUGGAGUCCAGGACCUAGGUCCCUGGCCUCUGGAGCUGAAACAGGUCUUCAACUUGUUCCAGAUUCAGUUCAACCGGAGUUACUCGAACCCAGCAGAGUAUGCUCGCCGCCUGGACAUCUUUGCCCACAACCUGGCCAAAGCUCAGCAACUGCAGGAGGAGGACUUGGGCACAGCUGAGUUUGGGGUGACUCCAUUCAGUGAUCUCACAGAGGAGGAGUUUGGACAGAUCUAUGGGCACUGGAAGGCAGAUGGGGGCCCCAGCAUGGGAAGAAAGGGAAGAAAGGUAAGGUCUGAAGAGACAGGGGAGCCGAUGCCCCCCACCUGUGACUGGCGGAAGGCAAAGGGCAUCAUCUCUUCUAUCAGGAACCAGAGGAACUGCAAUUGCUGCUGGGCCAUGGCUGCCGCGGGCAACGUCGAGGCCCUGUGGGGCAUCACAUUUCAGCAGCCUGUGGAAGUUUCUGUGCAGGAGCUGCUUGACUGUGGCCGCUGUGGAGAUGGCUGCAAGGGUGGCUUCGUCUGGGAUGCAUAUGUAACUAUCCUCAACAACAGUGGACUGGCCAGUGAAAAGGACUACCCAUUCCAGGGGCACACCCGGAGCCACAGGUGCCUGGCCAAGAAGUUCAAGAAAGUGGCCUGGAUCCAGGAUUUCAUCAUGCUGCAGGACAACGAGCAGACAAUUGCCUGGUACCUAGCUACCCAAGGCCCCAUCACAGUGACCAUCAACAUGAAGCCACUGCAGCAUUACCAGAAGGGGGUGAUCAAGGCCACGCCCACCACCUGUGAUCCCCGGGUUGUGGAUCAUUCUGUCCUGCUGGUUGGUUUUGGCAAGAGCCAGGUGGAGGAGGGGACACAAACUGCCUCUUCCCCGUUGCGUGGCCACCCUCGCCGCCCCACCCCUUACUGGAUCCUGAAGAACUCCUGGGGGCACACCUGGGGCGAGGAGGGCUACUUCCGACUGCACCGAGGGAGCAAUGCCUGCGGCAUCACCAAGUACCCGCUCACAGCCCGUGUGGCACAACCAGCCAAGCGGCCAAUCUCCUGCCCUCCCUGAACCUGUCAGCAGCCCAUUGGCCCCUCCUGCAUGCCAGCUGCCCUUACCUGGGCCCUACCUGAGGUUUUUGCCUAUCCUCCCAAUCUUCUCCAUAUGAUCUGAAUAAACCAAGACGAAA
This is a messenger RNA of Sciurus carolinensis (gray squirrel), 1275 nucleotides long. It is a transcript of the gene Ctsw, whose product is annotated as cathepsin W. The transcript is spliced from 10 exons. Gene Ontology annotation, molecular function: cysteine-type endopeptidase activity. Gene Ontology annotation, cellular component: lysosome. Lineage: Eukaryota; Metazoa; Chordata; Mammalia; Rodentia; Sciuridae. The record is from RefSeq and is a predicted model, not a curated record. Bases 30 to 1157 code for a protein of 375 amino acids.